Molecule: messenger RNA, 645 nt
Organism: Schistosoma mattheei
Lineage: Eukaryota; Metazoa; Platyhelminthes; Trematoda; Strigeidida; Schistosomatidae
Source: the annotation of a GenBank genome assembly
UUUGUAUAGUUUAUAUUGUAUUGUAAUAUACGUUAUGUUAAAUAUUUGGUUCUUUGAAUGGAAUUGGUAUAUAUAAUUCAUCAACAAUUACAAUUUAUAUUAAUUAUAUGUUGUAUAACAUUGAAUGAUACACGGAUUAUACGUUUUCAUAUUCAUGAAGAAUUAAAAAUUAAUACCUUUAUUGGAAAUUUAUUGAAUCAUGUAAAUGGUAGUUUAAAUAAUUUACGUUUUGUUAAACUAUCUAAUCAUGAUGAUUCUUCUAAAUUAUUUCAUGUUGAUGAAUAUACUGGUGAUAUAAGUAAUCUAUAUAGAUUAGAUAGAGAAAAAUUAUGUUUUAUAAAUAAUCAAUUAAAUAAAGAACAAAAAUUCUAUGAACAAUCAAUGAAACAAUCAAUAAUCAAUUAUCCGAUAUUAACUAAAUGUGAAUUAUAUUUUAGUGUGAAUUGUUUAAAUACAACACCAUUAUUAAAUAUAUCAAAUCAUAUAAAAUAUAAACCGCCUGUUAGUAAUAAAUUAAUAACUAUAUUUGAUGUCAUUAUUGAAUUGAAAGAUAUCAAUGAUAAUGGUUGUCAAUUUAUUCCAUCCAAUCAACAAAUCAUUAAAAUCCGUGAAGAUUCAUUAAUUAAUGAUACACGUUUUACAUGA